Molecule: messenger RNA, 2544 nt
Organism: Castor canadensis (American beaver)
Lineage: Eukaryota; Metazoa; Chordata; Mammalia; Rodentia; Castoridae
Gene: Akap4
Product: A-kinase anchoring protein 4
Biological process (GO): intracellular protein localization
Cellular component (GO): sperm principal piece; cytoplasm; sperm fibrous sheath
Molecular function (GO): protein kinase A binding
Source: RefSeq, a predicted model, not a curated record
AUGAUUUCCUUCUGUGAUAUUACAAAGAUGUCUGAUAUCGACUGGUUACACAGCCGCAGGGGCGUGUGCAAAGUAGAUCUCUACAGCCCAUCAGGACAACAAGAUCAGGAACGGAAAGUGAUAUGCUUUGUGGAUGUAUCCACCCUGAAUGAUGAAGACAAAGAUUCCAAGGGUGCUUCUGGUUCUAGGGCAGACAGUGACUUAAACCUGGAGAAUCUGGAAGAAAAAGAAAUUAUCGUGAUCAAGGAUACUGAAAAGCAAGAUCAGUCUAAGAUGGAGGGAUCUGUAUGUCUUUUCAAACAAGCACCCUCUGACCCCCUAAGUGUCCUCAAUUGGCUCCUCAAUGAUCUCCAGAAGUAUGCCUUGGGUUUUCAACACGCGCUAAGUCCCUCAGCCUCUAGCUGUAAACAUAAAGUAGGAGACAUAGAGGGUGAAUAUAGCAAAAUACCCUCGGGGAACUGCUUCAGUGUGUACGCUGAUCAACUGAACAUGGAUUAUUUAGCCAAUGGACCUCAAAAUGUACGUCUAGAAAUGGCAGCAACUAAGAACACCAACAAUAACCAAAGUCCCUCAAAUCUUGCCAACAAAUCUCCUAGCAAUCAGAGGGCAGUUAUCUCCCCUGAUGGGGAAUGCUCUAUGGAUGACCUUUCUUUUUAUGUCAACCGACUGUCCUCUCUAGUAAUUCAGAUGGCCCGAAAGGAAAUCAAAGAAAAAUUGGAAGGUGGAAGUAAAUGCCUCCACCAUUCAAUCUAUCCACCUUCUGGUGACAAAGGGAAAAUCAGCCCCCACAGUGCUGUCAGCAAGAUUACUUCUGAAAUGGCCCACGAAGCUGUGGAACUCACUUCUGCUGAAAUGCGUGGCCCUGGGGAGGAGGGAAGGGAGGGUGGCCAGAAAACCUUUCUGUACAGCGAAUUAUCCAACAAGAACAAGGGUGGGGAAAAACAGAUGUGCCAGCGAGAUAGUAAAGAAUUUGCAGAUUCCAUUAGUAAAGGGCUCAUGGUUUAUGCAAAUCAGGUGGCAUCGGACAUGAUGGUCUCCGUAAUGAAAACUUUGAAAGUGCACAGCUGUGGGAAGCCGAUUCCAGCUUGCGUAGUCCUUAAGAGGGUGUUGUUAAAGCACACCAAGGACAUUGUGUCCGAUCUGAUUGAUUCUUGCAUGAAGAACCUGCAUAACAUAACUGGGGUCCUGAUGACAGACUCUGACUUUGUCUCGGCUGUCAAGAGAAAUCUGUUCAAUCAUGGAAGACAAAACGCUGCAGACAUCAUGGAGGCCAUGCUGAAGCGUUUGGUCAGCGCCCUUCUUUGCGAAAAGAAAGAGACUAAGUCUCAGAGUCUGUCAUAUGCAACUUUGAAAACUGGAACCCAUGAUUCAAAGUGCAAGAAUCAGAGCCUUGAAUUCUCAGCUAUGAAAGCUGAAAAGAAAGGGAAGGACAAAUGCAAAACAAAACAAGACCAGUGCAAGGCGUUAACAAGUGCCGAGAGAGUCAGCGAACAUAUCCUCAAGGAAAGUCUAACCAUGUGGAAUCAGAAAAAAGGAAACCCAUGUAAAAUGGCCACUAAAUUGUGCACUAAUAAAGAUGAGAAAAGAGAAAAGAUCAGCCCCUCCACAGAUUCAUUGGCCAAAGACCUGAUCGUAUCUGCCCUUAUACUGAUUCAGUAUCACCUAACUCACCAAGCCAAGGGUAAAGAUGCAUGUGAGGAAAAGUGUCCUGGUUCAUCAGUGGGCUACAUGGCCCAGAGUGCCCAAUAUGAAAAAUGUGGAGGUGGCCAAAGUGCUAAAUCACUCUCAAUGAAGCAUCUGGAAACUCGUGGAGCUCCUGGACCAUGUGCCUCCGUAAAGGAGAAUCAACUGGAUUCUCAGAAGCUGGACAUGUCAAACAUCGUUCUGUCGCUGAUUCAGAAACUCCUUAGUGAAAGCCCCUUCAGCUGUGAUGAACUACCUGAAGGUGAGAACAAACAGUCUGCAUGCAAAGCAGCUUCUUCAUCCAAGAAGCCUGAAGAACAAUGCCCGGACAAUCAAGAAGUGGAUUUCAUCAGCGGGAUGAAACAAAUGAACCGCCAAUUUAUCGAUCAACUGGUAGAAUCUGUGAUGAAGCUGUGUCUGAUCAUGGCGAAGUACAGCAACAACGGGGCAGCCCUUGCUGAGUUAGAAGAACAGGCAGCCUUGGCGAGCAAUCCCAAUUUUGGCUCCCAAUGUGCUCAUGAAGGUGCGAUGUCGCAGAGCUACCAGGAUGCUCCUGGGCCUGGGCCUGAAGUUAUUGUCAAUAAUCAAUCCUCGACAAGUAACUCGCAGAAGCAACUGCAGGCUGUCCUACAGUGGAUUGCAGCUUCCCAGUUUAACGUACCCAUGCUCUACUUCAUGGGAGACGACGACGGACAACUGGAGAAGCUCCCUGAGGUUUCAGCCAAGGCAGCAGAGAAGAGUUACAGUGUAGGAGAUCUUCUUCAAGAGGUCAUGAAGUUUGCCAAGGAACGACAACUGGAUGAAGCUGUGGGUAACAUGGCUAGAAAGCAACUGUUAGAUUGGCUUCUCGCUAACCUGUAA